Molecule: messenger RNA, 678 nt
Organism: Oppiella nova
Lineage: Eukaryota; Metazoa; Arthropoda; Arachnida; Sarcoptiformes; Oppiidae
Source: the annotation of a GenBank genome assembly
GUGGGCUAUUUGUGUCCAACACUGAGCCGUUUGGGUCACUCGGAUGUGGCCUACCGUUUGCUACUACAGGAUACAUACCCCUCGUGGGGAUAUAGUAUUAAAUACAACGCGACCACUAUAUGGGAGCGUUGGGACGGAUGGACACAAGAAAAGGGAUUUCAAGACCCGGCUAUGAAUUCAUUCAAUCACUACUCUUUGGGAUCAGUCGGUCGAUGGCUCUUCCAAUCGGUGGCCGGUAUUGACACUCACGAGGAAGGCGUGGGAUUCAAGAGUAUAGUAAUCGCACCGAAACCCGGCGGUAAUCUCCAUAAAAUGACGGCUCGGUAUCAGUCUAUCAAUGGAUUAAUUGGGAUGAGUUGGGAGACUAACGGCGCGAACAUUACUUUAACAAUCGAUAUUCCGGUCAAUACUAAAGCAUUCAUUGAUUUAUCAUUUCUGAAGCAACCCAUUCACACAAAUGUGGGCUCCGGUAGUUAUAUCAAAGAUAACCAAUACUUGGAUCAGAUUCACAAAACCAGCGUUGUCCUCGCGUUAGCCCUAUGUUGUGGAUGUAUUGCAUUCAUUGUGUCGAUAUGUCUGAAGUCCGGUCAAAAGAUCCUCAAACCAAAUGAGACGAAAGUGCAUGUGAUUAACCCUAACGCCCCUCAACCCAAUCCACUCCCUGAUCCGAAUGAAAAA